AUGAAUAAGGAGCCUGGUUGUUUAUCGUGACUGGUUGCCUCUUUCUAUCCACUUUUUGGAGUAUCACUUGGUACUCGCCUGCAAACACAUCUUUCAGCCUUCUAAACAGCACUCAGUCAUUUGACACGACAUCAAGGAGCAGUACAGAGACGACCGUGGCAGUUUAUCGUCAAUACGCUCAUGGACAGGGACAGCGGAAUCCAGAAAACCAGUUGGACGCUGUCCAGUUUGGUCGCCCAUGAAGAGACAAUGGAGCACCAUGGACAGCAUGAGUUAACUCCGAUGACUUCGCAAAGUCAUCCUACUCCCCCUCAGAAUAUACUAUCAGGGACGACAGCCGCCGAAGUAUUUUCUUCUGACGAUGAGGCCCUGGCAUUAUUAGAAGAAGUCACUCGAAUAAAGGCGCGACUCGAGGCCAAACUUCAGGCGAAGCAAUUGCGAAAGGCCACAGUCAAAACCGGUGCGGAGAAUACUCAGAAAUCAUCGGCCAGUAAUUCAGAUGUGGGACAGACUACAGUUCAGGACGAAGAUUCUGAAUGGGGAUCGAUGUUGACACCCGUUUCGAAACGCAACAAAGCAGGAACCCCAUUGAAAGGCGCUCCUCAAGUUGCUCCCUUAUCAUUGGAGAGUACGGAUGACAUGGUGGCCGUGGCUCUUUCCGAUAUGACAACACCUACCAAGACCACUACACCUCUUUUCUCGCCAGGGUUCAGGACGCCGUCUCCUCCAGCUCGCACACGGUUCAUGUCGCCCCCUUCUGGGUCCUCGUCUAGGAAACGACAGCAUAGUCCAUCGCCUCUUCCCAAACAACCCUCGCUAUCUUCACAGGGAGGACGAUAUGGGACCUCUACACCAAGUUCAAAAAGACAGUCUCGUCUUCUGAAGGAAGGCUCCGUCACACCCGUGAAGGCGCCUUCAUGGAACAGUGCGAUCGAUGCAGAGGCAGUACUCGAUAGUAAGGAACCAAUGAAUUCAUUUCAGGACCUACUGGAUGAGGAUCUGGAUGAUGCGUUCCUGGAUGCCUUGAUCGAUGACGAGGACUUUGAGCGACUGUCGCCGGCACCAAUCAACGGACCGUUCUCUACUGUACCGCUUCCCAACAAAGACAAAGCCAAGGACGAUUUAUCAGUUCACAGCCAACCAACGAAGGAUGUAGCUGGGGACGGCAUUACAGAACCCACGCUGACAGAAAUCGUCCAGGCUCAGAAACGGAAACGAGAGACGGAUCGCUUGAUGCAGAGUAACUCGAGGGCAACAUUUUACACUAAGAGAGCCAGCUGCGAGCCACUUUCAUCUGAAGAGUCUACACAACUGGGCCAUACCGCAGAUUUUGAUCCUCUAACAGGACUUCGGAUAAGGGAUCGUAUUACGACAUGCGAUGAUGCAGCAAAGAUGACUCGAGAUCUACGGAUAAUACCCAUUAAGGAUAGAGACCGGAUCCGUGAGAAUGCGACAAGACGUCCAACAACUGGCGUACUAUCGUUGUCAGCACCUAAUGGGGCUGCUUCAACAGGUAGACUUGGGAGCAGCAAUACUAGCAGUACCACGAUAGGACCGGAUGGGAGAGACUGGAUGGUCGCUGGCGUGAUUGGGGCGAAAUCAAAGCAGCGAAUGACCGCCAAGAAAGUCCGGUACUGCCACUUUCAGCUCUGCGACCUUCGAGGUAGUGUUAUCAACGUGUUCAUGUUCCGGACAGCCAUGGAGAGACAUCACGGCAAAUUGCGUGUUGGAGAUAUUGUCGCCAUCAUGGACCCAAAGGUCUUGAGCCAGGCCGAGCAUGCAGGGACCCUUGGAGUCGAGGUUGAGCAUCCGGACUGUCUUAUUGUCAUUGGGACGAGCAGCGACUUUGGGUUAUGCGAGGCUGUAAAAUUGAAUGGCGAAAACUGCGGCAAGAUUCUGGAUAGACGAGGGUCGAUCUAUUGCAAUUAUCACAUCAUGAUGGCCACGAACAAGCGCCGCAAUCAGCGAGGGAGCCUCAUUGCUGGAACCAGCUCGAUCUACGACCUAGAAAAAACACCGGUGCAGGCUGGUCCUACAGGUGUAUUGCACAGGAUAGGCGGCGUGGGCCAUUCAAAGCCUCCAUCAGAAAGAGCUCGGAUGUUGGCGCGUGAACCGAAGGAAACCACGUAUAUAUUCGACGAUGACGGGAUCGGGACUUCAUCGAUGAUGGAUUAUAAGAGUCCAAGCAAGGGCCCUCAGCAGUCUGGUGAUAAUCUAUCAACAUUCUUGAUGAACCAGAACAAUCCCGGUGGCCAAUACCUGCGACAGUCAAAGACGAGCAAAGAUGCGGCAUGGGCCAAAGAUGUCACUUCACCUAAAACGCCCACAAAGACCACAGAGCUGUUCCCCGUGGAGAUGAUCCGCAGGAUGGGCUAUGAUCCCGUCUCUGGAAAGUUUGUUCCUGGUAGUCCUAAGCGAUUGAACGACGAUCUCGAGGCAAGGGAACGCUCUCUUCGACUCUUGGCCGAACGCGUCAAGUCGCCGCCAGCACCUAUGCGUCCAUUGAAGGACCCGUCGUCGGUCCGCCAGCGCACCAUCGAUAUCAAAGGUACUAUGCGUCCCAUUGCACAACCAAGGGCCAGCAAAGCAGCCACGCCCAAAGGUGGUCGUGAAGUCCAGGGCGAUAUAUUUUUCUCAAAUCAACCAGCGCGGGGGAGCGUAUCAGAAUCUAGCAAAUCCCAAAAAUGGAUCGAUCUCGACGAUGGUUCCAGCGGUAGUGAAUCCGACGAACAUAAAUCUCUUCUCUCGCUUAGUCAACAGCGCGCGAAGAAUCUUCUGGAGUCCAGCAAACGACAAAGACAAAAGCACUGUCCUCCACCAGCUGUUGGACUUGCAGGGACACCCAAACCAGGCAUGACGGAAGCGACACAUCCACCGCCAAUGCUGCCUCUGGGGCCUCGUGCUGCAGACCCCGUCAUGUUGACCAUGGCGCGAAAAGCCGCACCACAGGCAACUUCGGCUGAUCUGCUAUUACCUAGAGCCAAAGCUGAGCCCGAGAAGGUGCUUGUAGCGAAAGCAGAUCCUCUUCUAAAUCCAGAAUCUGAUGUUGGCGCCGAUACCCAUUUGCACACGUCAGCUCCCUCGGUAACGGAAAACGAUAGCAAUUCUACCAGAAAGAAGCAGCGAUACGUAGAUUUUUCUGACUGAUUAAUAAAUUGCAAG
This is a messenger RNA of Gamsiella multidivaricata, 3162 nucleotides long. RefSeq lists its product as uncharacterized. Gene Ontology annotation, cellular component: nucleus; replication fork protection complex. Lineage: Eukaryota; Fungi; Mortierellomycota; Mortierellomycetes; Mortierellales; Mortierellaceae. Gene Ontology annotation, molecular function: single-stranded DNA binding; DNA replication origin binding. Gene Ontology annotation, biological process: DNA replication initiation; DNA replication. The coding region runs from base 181 to 3147 and encodes 988 amino acids. The transcript has 5 exons. The record is from RefSeq and is a predicted model, not a curated record.